GGUUGAACUAUUUUUGUUUAUCGCUUCAUUAUGAAGUGUAAUAAAGUAUUGAUGUCUUUGAGGGCAGAGUUUAGGCCUGUAAAAGAAGGCGUGUGUUGAAAAGAAGGGGGCGUGUGUUGAAAAGAAGGGGGUGUGGUCUUGAGGCAGAAAGAUGAACAGAACCUCACUGAAGACUUUACUGACACUUUUUCAGACCUCUGAAGUGCUGAAGACGAUGUUUCUCUGGUUUGUUUUUCUCUCUUUGUGCUUCUGCUGUCUGCAGGGGGAUGAGGUGAAGUCAGUGUCAGUGAUGGAGGGACAUUCUGUGACUCUACACAUUAAUACUGCUGACACACACACAGAUGAUCUGAUACUGUGGAGUUUUGGAACUCAAGAGACUCACAUCGCUCGAGUCAACAGAGAAGCCAAUAAAGUGUCAGUAUAUGCUGAUGUUCAUGAUGGGAUGUUCAGAGACAGACUGCAGGUGGACAAUCAGACUGGAUCUCUCACCAUCACAAACAUCACAACUCAACACUCUGGACUUUAUCACAUGAUCAUCCACGGCCAACAAGAGACCUCGUACACAUUCAACAUGACUGUCUAUGCUCGUCUGCCUCUUCCUCACAUCACCAGUUACUGUCCACAAAACUCUUCAUCAUCUUCAGUGUCAACAUGUGUGUUGUUGUGUUCAGUGAUGAAUGUGACACAUGUGAGUCUCUCCUGGUACAAAGGAAAGAGUUUAUUGUCCAGCAUCAGUGUGUCUGAUCUCAACAUCAGACUCUCUCUACCUCUGGAGGUGGAAUAUCAGGACACAAACACAUACAGAUGUGUCAUCAACAAUCCCAUCACAAACCACACACAACAUCUCAACAUCACUCAAGUCUGUCACAAGUGUUCAGACUGUGGAUGCUGUUGUAAUGGUCCUGAACCUGUGAUCCGAUUGGCCAUCUCUGCUGUGGUGGGCGUGGCUACUGUCGCAGUUCUGCUGUAUGACGUCAGAUGUAGAAAAGUUCAGACUUCACCAUCAGAUCAUCGCUGAUAUUGGACACAGUCACAUCUACUGUAACUUACACGUGUAUCUUUGAGUCUGUACACGAGCAACAUUCACCACUUUAUAAUGCCAAAGUUUAGCUUUUCAUAUAACUUUUGACUUUAUUAUACAACAUUCGUCUAUGAGCUCAUAACUUGGAUUGCAAAUGUUAAUGAUUAUUGUAUGUUUGUCUUGUUAUAGUGUUUGUGUAGUAAUCUGUUCAUCUAUGACUGCAAUAAAAACAAAGUUAUAUAUU
This is a messenger RNA of Triplophysa rosa, 1265 nucleotides long. RefSeq lists its product as uncharacterized. Lineage: Eukaryota; Metazoa; Chordata; Actinopteri; Cypriniformes; Nemacheilidae. The transcript has 4 exons. The record is from RefSeq and is a predicted model, not a curated record. Bases 152 to 1018 code for a protein of 288 amino acids.